Equus caballus (horse) is the source of this 544-nucleotide messenger RNA. The record is from RefSeq and is a predicted model, not a curated record. NCBI's taxonomy places the organism in Eukaryota, Metazoa, Chordata, Mammalia, Perissodactyla, Equidae.
GGAAAGCGGCUUUACUCCGCCCUCUUGAUUUCCAUGCAGGGAGGGGAGGCGCCAAGGCUUUCGCGCCAAAAGCCACUUGCUUUUCUUCUUUGCAGAGAGGAGGCUGCAAAGCUGGGAAGCCCGGGCUGUGCUCCUCCCGCCCUUUUAGACCCCCGGGCUUGCACCCGGUGCACUCCGCGAACCAGCUGCGCGUCGAGCGGUGCAAUGCGGCACCCACCCUGCAGGCCUGGCAAUUGCUUGGCAUUAAAAAAAAAUUUCCGGAGGGCUCCGGGGGAGUGUGUUGAGGGGGGUGGGGGUACGGAGGCUCCUAACCCAGCCCCCGCCUUGACUGCGUUGUUUGCAGCUGUGCGCCAGGCCAACGUGGAGCAAAGCCUUGCGGAGCGGUUGCUGGUUGAUCUCAAAGGGACGCUAGAACAUGGGUGCAAAACGGGAGGAAGAGGACGUGCCUGUUUGGAAACGAGACAGCAGGAUGUUUCCAGUUUUAAAUUGAAAGGAGAGGGGCGCCCCCCCUGUUUGAAAAUAAAUAAAUAACUGUUGGCUACGA